CUAAAGCAGAUCUACAUGAUCUACUGCAUAUAAUUAAGAGAAUCUUAGAGCCAGAUCCGAGAGGAUGCAAUCAACUACACAUGCUUAGUUACAAUCUCUGUAUUGCAUCAUCUUGGUGAGAUUUACAUUAAUUAUUUCAAGCAAUAAGUGGAAUUUGCUAUUUGACAUUGAAGAAGAUGCAUAUCUCAACUAAAUAGGGACUCGCAUAUGGAGAUUGCAAAUUUAGUCAUUGGUUGUGUGAAGGAUUUUGGCCCUACAAUUAGGCGAUAUGUGAAGUAUCAGAUAUAUCACAACAAAUAUGUGAGUGAUUUCAAAACAAUGCAAGGGGAGUUGGUGAACCGAGUAGCUGUCGUUGACGCAAACUUGAGGACACAGCUUGAGCAGCCGGAAAAGAUUGAAAAUCCGGAAGUUAAAACUUGGCUGGAGAAUGCGCGCCAAGAAAUUGCUAAAAAGGUGAUUGAUGAUCUGAUCUGCAAAGGGGGUUGUUUCACAUAUAUUUGCUCAUCAAGAAAGCUCGAUAAAGAGACUCAAGCACUGGAAGUGGGGAUACUUAAGCAAGGGGAAAAAUACACUAAUACUGGUGCGAUUUUGGUCAUGGAUGAUCAUUCAAUCCAGUCUCGUGUGCGUGUAUUUGAGGACAAGCAAAAGGAGGUGAAGCACUUAAAGGAAAAAGUUGAGGCAGAAUUGAUGGCUCAGCUUAGGCGGCAACCUGGAAAGAUUGCUUGGAACAGUGUUAAAGACUGGUUGAAGAAAGCAAGCCAAAUGAUUACCAUGAAGGUUGAAGAUCUGAUCAGCCAAGGGGAAUGCUCCUCAUCAACCAACAUUGAGAAAAAGGUUGAAGAUCUGAUCAGCCAGGGGGAAUGCUCCUCAUCAACCAACAUCGGGAAAAAGAUUGAAGAAUUGAGGCAAAUACUUGAGGAAGGAAGAAAAUUCACUAAUUUUGGUGUGAGUUUGGUCAUAGAUGAUCCAUCAAAAAAAGGAAUUACAAUGCUUGCUGAAAAAUGCAUUGCACGGGAUGAUGUACAAGAAGAAAUUCUGCAACUAUUGAGGGGAGACAAGAUUACAAGAAUUGCAGUUUGCGGAAUGGGUGGCGUGGGCAAGACAACUAUCAUGCAGCAAGUCUACAGCCAAUUAUUGAAAGAUUCCAAGCAAGUAAUUUGGGUUAAAGUAUCAAAGGACUUCGAUGUUGUUGUCCAGCAAAAAAAACAGUUUGAUAUGCUCAAGUUUCAGAAGAGCAUUGCAAGAAAAUUGCAAUUAGAUUUGAAGAAUGCAGAUCAAGAUGAAAUAGAGCUUGCAGGACUAAUAGCAGAUAGAUUGCAACAAGGUAGUCAUGUCUUAAUUCUAGAUGAUGUGUGGGAGUCUUUCUCUAUAAAACAUGUUGGAAUCCCUGAUGGUUGUAAGUUAGUGCUAACGACACGGUUACAACAAGAGGUUGGUCGUGCAAUGGAGUGUGAGGUGAUCCCUGUGAUGCCUCUUCCAAAUGAUGAAGCGUUAGCAUUAUUCUUGGACAAAGUUGGAAGUGAGGUGGUGUCCUAUCCCAGAUACAAAAGUGAUAUAGAACCUUUUUUGAAUCAGAUUUUGAAGAAAUGUAAUGGUCUACCCCUUGCUAUUGUGGUGGUGGCAAAAACCAUGAGAGGAAAGUUUGAUCGUUACUUAUGGGAGAGGGCAGAUAAAGAAUUGAGGAAAUCUGAAGAAGUUGAUUAUUGUUUGAAAUUCAGUUAUGAUCACUUAGAAGAACAAUCCAAGAAUUGUUUUUUAUACUGUGCAUUGUAUCCUGAAGAUCAUGAAAUCCAAAUAGAGGAGUUGAUUGAGUUUUGGAUUGAGGAGGGAUUUAUUGAAGAUGAAAGUGGGUCUCGGCACUCAAUGAUUUGUGAGGGCCAUUCUAUUAUUCAGAAGUUGGUAGACUAUUGCAUGUUGGAAUCGGUUAAAAGAAAAUAUGUAAUAGGUGAUUUUUAUCUGGGAAAUGUGGUUAAUCAUAAAAACAAAGAAGAUCGAGUGAGUGUGCAUGAUCUUCUUCGAGAUAUGGCAUUGAAGAUUAUUCCUCAAUUCAUGGUGAAAGCUGGCGUGGCCUUGGAAGAGCUACCAAAGGAGGUUGAAGGGAGAAAAGAUCUUUUGAAGAUUUCUCUAAUGAAGAGUCAAAUAAGAGAAUUUCCUUCAAGUAUGUUGUCUCUCAAGUGUCCAAUGCUCACAACCUUGUUGUUGUCCGAAAACAAUAUUACAACAAUUCCAGAAGCCUUCUUUGAUCAUAUGCCUAAGCUAAAGAUCCUUGAUCUUUCUGGCAAUUACCACCUAUGUAGGCUGCCGAGUUCUAUUUCUAAAUUAGAGAGCCUUACGACACUACUGUUGGACAAUUGUGGUCUCUCACUAGAGGUGCCAUCUUUAUCUAACCUUGGAGAGUUAAAAAAGUUAAGCUUUUAUGAGACAGUAAUUAGAGAACUACCCCAAGGCCUCAACAUGCUAACCAAUCUAGAAUAUUUUUGGUUUGAUGUACCGUCUUAUGGAUCUUAUAUACCUGACGGAUUGCUACAAAAUCUCUCCAAACUUCAGUAUCUAGUAGUUGGUGGGACUACACCAUUGAAAUGGGAGGAGGUUGGAAGAUUGAGGAAGUUGGAAUCUCUUUAUUGUUGGUUGUCCACGCUGGAUGAUAUGAGCCUCCUUGUUAAGUCUGAAAGAAAGUUAAAACAAUACAGAAUUUUGGUUGGAAACUGCAGUUCCGAUGAUGCUAAUUAUGCUUGCUGUUAUAUGAAGACCUUUUUAAAUGUUGUGAAAUCAAUUGUAUGCUAUGAUAUUGAUUUAUGUGAGAAGCCUAAUUGGUUACCAUCUGAUGUACAAAACUUCUACAUCAAGGACUGCAAGGAUGUGAGAAGCUUGGACGACAUUUCUGGCCUUAAAGAAGCAAUCGACUUGCGACAUUGCACCGUUGAUGCAUGUGAUGGCAUGGAGUUUGUUGUUUCCUCGCACUGCUUAAAGUUGCUCCAAAACCUUGAGUCGCUAUACCUUUUUUCUCUGAAAGAAUUGAAUGCAGUGGUUGGGGUAGUAGAAGCAGUUGCCAAGUCAGCACCGUUGCCAGCUGGCACCUUUUUGUCUCUUCAAAAAAUUGAAGUUUAUAGAUGUAGAAAAAUAAAGAAGUUAUGGCCGCUUAGGCUGUUACGGUAUCUCCAGAAUCUAAAGAUCAUUAAGGUUGGAGCUUGUCGUCAAAUGGAGGAGUUGAUAUCAUCAUCGACCUAUGAAGAAAAAGAAGCCCCAGAAAAAAUCACUUUACCCAACUUACAAUGUUUGAAAUUGAUGCAGUUGCGUGAAUUGAAGAGCAUCUGUAGCAGUUCCAGUGUCUUGAUUUGUGAUUCCAUCAAUCGUCUGCUGAUUAGCAACUGUAAAAAGCUAAAGAGGAUUCCUCUACAUCUUUCCUCGCUCGACAAUGGCCAACCUUCUUCUCUCAAAGAAAUUGAGGUAGACACAAAAGAACAUUGGGAAUCAUUGGAAUGGGACCAAUCCAAGGCAAAGGUUGUCCUUUCUACCUAUUGUAAAUUUCUCAAUGACAGCAACAUUGACAUUGAAGAGGAAGAAGAAAUGUCUGGUGAUGACAACAAUGAAGAUGAUGAUGAUGAAGAAGAAGAAGAAUCUCUUAGGAUGGGCUAAGGAGCAAAGUAGUGCAGGCUCUUUGGUGAUUGGGCAGUGCAAAUCAAAGCUGGAGUUGGAUUUUGUCACCACUUUGAAAGCUGGAGGAAAUCACGUUUGCUUCCACCUGUUAUUGUUGUUGGGUUUUCAAUUUAAUAUAGACGCACUUGCUGUUUUUUGUUUUUGUUUGUCUUCUCUUUUUUUUUUUUGGUUGUGCCGUGUGUUUAAAUAUGUCCAAAUUCUAAGUGAAAUUGUUUAUUUUUUAUCUGUGUAAUUUUGCCUUUCAAAUCUUUGUAAGGAUCUAUAUUAUUCCUUUGGUAUUUCUUUGCUGCAUCUUAAUCUUUGCUUUUUUUGUAAUAAGCAAUUUUUUUUUUG
Molecule: messenger RNA, 3990 nt
Organism: Rubroshorea leprosula
Lineage: Eukaryota; Viridiplantae; Streptophyta; Magnoliopsida; Malvales; Dipterocarpaceae
Source: the annotation of a GenBank genome assembly